Messenger RNA from Pundamilia nyererei, 1264 nucleotides. It is a transcript of the gene noazfp, whose product is annotated as zinc finger protein 330. The coding region runs from base 98 to 1057 and encodes 319 amino acids. The record is from RefSeq and is a predicted model, not a curated record. NCBI's taxonomy places the organism in Eukaryota, Metazoa, Chordata, Actinopteri, Cichliformes, Cichlidae. The transcript has 10 exons. Gene Ontology annotation, molecular function: zinc ion binding. Gene Ontology annotation, cellular component: nucleus.
GUUCCGGUGAACACAUUUUCAGGACGGACCUAGCUGCGUUCUCUGAACUGAUCAUUUCGGUGACAGAGUCAGUGUCAAGCUCCGCGGAGAACCAGAAAUGCCCAAAAAGAAAACCGGUGCCCGAAAAAAGGCUGAAAAUCGGAAAGAGCGAGAGAAGCAAAUACGAGCCAACAGGGAACAUGUUGACGUGGCCAAACACCCCUGCAACUCCAACAUGGAAUGUGACAAAUGUCAGAGAAAACAGAAGAACAGGGCUUUCUGUUAUUUCUGUAACUCGGUGCAGAAGCUGCCUGUCUGCGCGCAGUGUGGUAAAAUGAAAUGUAUGAAGUCAUCGGAUUGUGUUGUCAAACAUCCAGGGGUCCACAGCACUGGAAUGGGCAUGGUGGGGGCAGUGUGCGACUUCUGUGAAGCUUGGGUGUGCCAUGGUCGGAAAUGCCUGAGCACUCACGCCUGUUCAUGUCCUUUGACUGAUGCCGACUGCAUCGAGUGUGAGCGCAGUGUCUGGGAUCAUGGAGGGCGAAUCUUCCGCUGUUCCUUCUGUCAGAACUUCUUAUGUGAGGAUGAUCAGUUUGAGCAUCAGGCAAGCUGCCAGGUUCUUCAAGCAGAAACAUUCAAAUGUGUUUCCUGUAAUAAACUGGGACAACACUCCUGUCUGCGGUGUAAGGCUUGUUACUGUGAUGAUCACACUAAGAGUAAAGUCUUCAAACAGGAGAAAGGAAAAGGUCCUCCCUGUCCCAAAUGUGGUCACGAGACACAGGAGACCAAAGAUCUAAGCAUGUCAACGCGCACCUUGAAGUUUGGUCGACAGGCCGGUGCCGACGAUGACGACGGUUACUACGACGGUGCGUCCGGGUACGAUGCUUACUGGAAGAACGCAGCGUCCGGAGGUGGAGACCAACAAGACGACUACGGAGAAGACGAUUACUACGAGGAAGACGAGUAUGAGGAGGACGAGGAGGAAGAGGAGGAGGAGGAGGAGGAAGAAGAUGAAGAGGGCGAACAAGAAACUGCGUCCGAGUCGCUGGCUGGUCUUAAAUUGGAUGGUGCUGCUGCCUAAGCUGAUGGUGACUGAUGAGGUGGUGCAGCUGGAGCACGUGGUCCUGUAAACCCAAAGGAUUGUGCAUCUAAAGCUUUCCUCAAGAAAGCUUUAGAUGCACAAUUAAGACUGGAGAUGAAUAUUAAAGCUGAUGUGAUGUUUUAACUUUCCAUGUUACUUUGAAAGAGAAAAUACAUUUUUUAAACAAUAUUCAAGCAGCUGUAUAGA